UAUGUCAAUCCCAAUCUCCCAAUCUAUCCCUUCUCCCCUUCCCCCUCGGUAACCAUAAGUUUGUUUUCUACGAGCCGACCCGUUUCUGCUGCCCUGUGCCCCAUGUAGCAGACACAGGGAGGCCUGUGCACCUCGGACAAUCAGGCUGGCAUUUCAAGAUAGAGACGAUACUCAGCCUAGCAGCCAUUUCAUCACCGUCUCUGAUGUGCAAUUCAGAAUCCUUUUCCCACAGAAAAAAUAUCAUCAAUGGUGAUUGAGGCUCUAGAUCAGCUCACAAAGGUCUAUUUAGCAUAAACGGUGGCUGAGUUAAGAACCCUGUGGACUGUCAGCACUUAAAACACAGCCUGGCAGAAAGCAAGUGAUCAGGAGAUGUUUGUUGACUGAAUGAAUAACCUGCCCCACGGUUCUGAUGGUAAGAACAAGAUACUAUCUGGUGACCGCGCUGACAGAUUCUGAAACACUUUGUAAUAGUGUUGGGUUUUGGGGGGAGUGGUGUAGGGGUAGAAUUUAUUCCCCUCCGUGAUGAGAGAGGAGCUCAGAGUCCCCAGCAACAUUCAUUCCCUCGUCUUCCUCCCCAGCCCCGCUCCACCCUUCUCUGCCCAGAGCCAAGGUUGCAGUUACUCAGCUCGCAGGCAAGGGAAUGGGCCAGCAAUAGGAAUGUGCUUUUCUGAAUGCGCGUAAAGAUUCCCAAAUGCAGCCUUUGUGGCCAUUGCCAAGUGUAAUUGCGAAGAAAGAAGGGAAUCUGGUAUCUCAGGAAACAGUUCUUAUUCCAUGAGGCCUGGGAGGAGUUCACCCUUGACUCUGGGAGUUAUUACAGCUGAUGAGGACCUCAAUGAGCCUGAGCCAUUCCUGGAGCUGGAAGAAGAGAUGGAGGGGGCCCCGGCUAGUGACUUGUACUCGGCACCCAACUCCUGCCGGGGCCGCUGCCUGGAAGCCUUCGACAAGCACCACCUAUGCCACUGCAACGCCCGCUGCCCAAAGUUUGGAAACUGCUGCGAGGAUUUCGAGAGCCUGUGUGGCCGUGAGGGUUUCUCCCACACCAGCGAUGCCAUAACGAAGGGGGAAACGCAGAGCAUCUCUGAGAAGAUCUAUAGGGCAGAUACCAACAAAGCCCAGGAGGAAGACAUUGUUCUCAAUCGCCAAAAGUGCAUCUCGCCCUCGGAGGCCAGAGACCAAGUAGACCGCUGCCCAGAGCCGCUCUUCACGUAUGUCAAUGAGAAGCUCUUCUCCAAGCCGACCUACGCCGCCUUCAUCAACCUCCUCGACAACUACCAGCGGGCCGUGGGCCGCGGGGAGCACUUCACAGCCCAGCACCUGGCUGAGCAGGACACCUUCCUCAGCGAGGUUAUGAAGACGGCCGUCAUGAAGGAACUCUACGGCUUCCUCCACCAGCAGAACCGCUACAGCACAGAACAGGAGUUCGUCAACGACUUGAAAAACAUGUGGUUUGGGCUGUAUUCAAGAGGCAAAGAAGACGGGGACUCAGGCGGCUUUGAACAUGUCUUCUUAGGUGAAGUCAAAAAAGGCAAGGUCUCUGGCUUCCAUAACUGGAUCCACUUCUACAUGCAGGAGAAGGAGGGUCUGGUUGACUAUUACAGUCACAUCUGUGACGGGCCCGGGGAUUCUUACCCCAGGGUGCUGGCCUUGCAGUUCAGCUGGGACGGCUACUACAAGGAAAUGGGUUCAGCUUUCAUCGGCAGCAGCCCCGAGUUUGAGUUUGCCCUUUACUCCCUGUGCUUCAUCGCCAGGCCAGGCAAAGUGUGCCAGUUAAGCCUGGGUGGACAUCCCUUGGCCAUCCAGACCUAUACCUGGGACAAGUCAACCUACGGAAAUGGCAAGAAGCACAUCGCCACAGCCUACGUGGUGUCUCCUACCCAAUAGAGCUUCGAGCUAGAAAGGGGCGUGAGGGCAGUGAGAGCUCUUGUCGGACUGAGAUGCUAUUUGCUCUGCGCUGGAGGGGGAGGGAAUGGAGGAGACUGGGAGGGACUCCCCAAUCCAGAAAUGCCCAUAUGAGAAAGAGAGAAAAUGAUACAAAUUAGAGAAACAGUCACAUCUUUGUCCUCCAGCAUUUUGGAAACAGAAGGUGGGGACCCUCAAUAGCUCUUUGCCCUGCUGGGAGGUGGAACCCUGAAUAAGUCCUUGAGGUCUCCAGGCCUCAUGUUUCCUUUUAAUGCAAAGGGAAGGGGUUUGCCCCAUUUCCUCUUUUGGGGGUUGGUGAGAAGGCAAACCUGAUGACAUUCUUACUGUGAAGAUGUUUUCAAUUGUUCUUAGGAAGAAUGGCUGAGAGAAAUUCAAGGUUACCCUAAUGGCUGUUAUGGUACACAGCUCUGCAAACUGUAAUCACCCCCAUACUGGGGCCUCAAAUAAAACAGGCUAUGGAGAUCAA
Molecule: messenger RNA, 2386 nt
Organism: Aethalodelphis obliquidens (Pacific white-sided dolphin)
Lineage: Eukaryota; Metazoa; Chordata; Mammalia; Artiodactyla; Delphinidae
Gene: ENDOU
Product: endonuclease, poly(U) specific
Exons: 9
Coding region: 772-1881 (369 amino acids)
Biological process (GO): immune response
Molecular function (GO): scavenger receptor activity; polysaccharide binding; RNA endonuclease activity
Source: RefSeq, a predicted model, not a curated record